AUCAGAGAGACUCAAAGAAAAAGGUUCAAAGACGUGUCACUUGUGGAUAAACUGGUACAGGCAGACACAGAAUGGAGAAAAUGUAAGUUCUGCCUUCUAGCUAGUUAUUUGUUAACGUUACGUUAGCAUUCAUUCAAUCGGAUGACUGUUGUGUCCACAUUGCUUGCUAGCUUCUUGCACUAAUAAGCGGUACUCAAAAGCCGACCUUGUAGUCACCCAAACAGAAAUUGACAAAUUCAAGCAUGAUACACCAGUCCACGUUUUUAGAUCUAGCUAGUUCACUAGUUGGUAGCCUGUGCUAGCUAGGUAGCUAACUAGUUAGCAAAUGGCUAUGUAGCUAGCCAGUUUAGCUAGCUGUGCUAGCCACCUGGGAUACAACCAACAAUCUUCUUACCCAUGUCCUUAACUACGCAUAUCUGACAUGUAGUUGAUUGAUGUCUAACAUGUCUCACAUAGCUAGCUAACUAACGAUGUAUGGUUUAGUAGUUGAACUAUCGAGAAACCCAAACGAUACGUCAUCCUAUUCACACUGACUGUACAAUCUGAUGCAAUCCCCACCCAGUAUGUGUAAAACCGAUAGCCAUCAAAAUCUACCACAGAUGUUAUUGGGACAAGAUGUAACAUUACGUUGAUGCAGAUUUGACUGAGAUUUAACGUGUAGACUACUCAGCUACAUUGUUAUCGUUAUGGUGGUCGCUUUAAUAUCGCCUGUCAGUGUCACUAACGUUAUAACGUUAGCUACCUUCCAUGACACAAGCACCAUUAUUGAUGCAUGUAAUGCUGACCCUUGUCUUUUCCAUGCUCACCAGGUCGUUUUACUGCCGACAACCUCAACAAGGCAAAGAAUUUAUGCAGCAAGACCGUUGGAGAGAAAAUGAAGGUAUAGGGGACAUCCUGUGAUGCUGGUGAACAAUCCAGCCACCCCUCAGUCUUUACAUAACCUUACGUUACAUGGCUACCUGUUCCCCACCUCAUUCUGAAAGUACAGUGGGGAGAACAAGUAUUUGAUACACUGCCGAUUUUGCAGGUUUUCCUACUUACAAAGCAUGUAGAGGUCUGUCAUUUUUAUCAUAGGUACACUUCAACUGUGAGAGACGGAAUCUAAAACAAAAACCCAGAAAAUCACAUUGUAUGAUUUUUAAGUAAUUAAUUUGCAUUUUAUUGCAUGACAUAAGUAUUUGAUCACCUACCAACCAGUAAGAAUUCCGGCUCUCACAGACCUGUUAGUUUUUCUUUAAGAAGCCCUCCUGUUCUCCACUCAUUACCUGUAUUAACUGCACCUGUUUGAACUCGUUACCUGUAUAAAAGACACCUGUCCACACACUCAAUCAAACAGACUCCAACCUCUCCACAAUGGCCAAGACCAGAGAGCUGUGUAAGGACAUCAGGGAUACAAUUCUAGACCUGCACAAGGCUGGGAUGGGCUACAGGACAAUAGGCAAGCAGCUUGGUGAGAAGGCAACAACUGUUGGCGCAAUUAUUAGAAAAUGGAAGAAGUUCAAGAUGACAGUCAAUCACCCUCGGUCUGGGGCUCCAUGCAAGAUCUCACCUCGUGGGGCAUCAAUGAUCAUGAGGAAGGUGAGGGAUCAGCCCAGAACUACACGGCAGGACCUGGUCAAUGACCUGAAGAGAGCUGGGACCACAGUCUCAAAGAAAACCAUUAGUAACACACUACGCCGUCAUGGAUUAAAAUCCUGCAGCGCACGCAAGGUCCCCCUGCUCAAGCCAGCGCAUGUCCAGGCCCGUCUGAAGUUUGCCAAUGACCAUCUGGAUGAUCCAGAGGAAGAAUGGGACAAGGUCAUGUGGUCUGAUGAGACAAAAAUAGAGCUUUUUGGUCUAAACUCCACUCGCUGUGUUUGGAGGAAGAAGAAGGAUGAGUACAACCCCAAGAACACCAUCCCAACCAUGAAGCAUGGAGGUGGAAACAUCAUUCUUUGGGGAUGCUUUUCUGCAAAGGAGACAGGACGACUGCACCGUAUUGAGGGGAGGAUGGAUGGGGCCAUGUAUCGCGAGAUCUUGGCCAACAACCUCCUUCCCUCAGUAAGAGCAUUGAAGAUGGGUCGUGGCUGGGUCUUCCAGCAUGACAACGACAGCCAGGGCAACUAAGGAGUGGCUCCGUAAGAAGCAUCUCAAGGUCCUGGAGUGGCCUAGCCAGUCUCCAGACCUGAACCUAAUAGAAAAUCUUUGGAGGGAGCUGAAAGUCCGUAUUGCCCAGCGACAGCCCCGAAACCUGAAGGAUCUGGAGAAGGUCUGUAUGGAGGAGUGGGCCAAAAUCCCUGCUGCAGUGUGUGCAAACCUGGUCAAGACCUACAGGAAACAUAUGAUCUCUGUAAUUGCAAACAAAGGUUUCUGUACCAAAUAUUAAGUUCUGCUUUUCUGAUGUAUCAAAUACUUAUGUCAUGCAAUAAAAUGCAAAUUAAUUACUUAAAAAUCAUACAAUGUGAAUUUCUGGAUUUUUGUUUUAGAUUCCGUCUCUCACAGUUGAAGUGUACCUAUGAUAAAAAUUACAGACCUCUACAUGCUUUGUAAGUAGGAAACACUGCCGAUUUUGCAGGUUAUCAAAUACUUGUUCUCCCCACUGUAUGUCAUGUUCAAUUCUAUGUGCAGAUAGUGUUUCUUUCUAACCGUUCACCUUGUUCUGGGGGUUUUCUGUAUACAGAAGAAAGAGCCAGUUGGGGAUGAUGAUUCUCUCCCAGAUGACGCCCAGAACUUGGAGGCCCUAACAGUAGACACACUAGCGGUAGGUCAACUCGCUAGCUAGCACUUCAUCUAUAUGCUGAUUGACGUCUUUAUGGAAGAUUCUAUUGGACUUGUGGGUCCCAUACCCAUGAGUAUUUUUCUUUCCUCCCUCUGUCUAGCCCCUCACGGUCACCCAGAUCAAGAAGGUCCGUCUGCUUGUGGAUGAGGCAGUGCAGAAAUCUGACAGUGAGAGGGUAAAGCUGGAGGAGGAGCGCUUUCAAUACCUGCGAGAGAUCGGAAACCUCUUACAUCCAUCUGUGCCAAUUAGUAAUGAUGAGGUGGGUGUCAAGGAAUUGUAAUUCCCAUCACCAGCAAUAAGGAGGUGGAUGGAAGUAAACAUUGCUUCUGGAAGAAAAACGCUAAUUCUGGUGUCUUGUCAGCUGCAUUUUGUUUUGUCUCUUUGUUUACUUUUCUACUCUCUAAUUUCCCUCGACGUUAUCUCCCUGCCAGGAUGCUGAUAACAAAGUGGAGCGCACCUGGGGAGACUGUACUGUGCAGAAGAAGUAUUCCCAUGUGGACCUGGUAGUCAUGAUCGAUGGCUACGACGGAGAGAAAGGAGCUAUAGUGGCAGGGAGCCGUGGCUACUUCCUCAAGGCAAGUUCUUACUCACAAAUUGUCACAUGGAGCAAAUACUCACAGGCCGAUUCAUACCAGGUGUAAUUCCGUUCAACUGUCGAUCUUUGAUCGUUAUCCUUACUGACUCUUCCCUUUCUCUGUUUUUAGGGGCCACUGGUUUUCCUGGAGCAGGCAUUGAUCAACUAUGCUCUGCGGAUGCUCCACAGCAAGAACUACCAAAUGCUCUACACCCCUUUCUUCAUGAGGAAAGAGGUCAUGCAGGAGGUGGCCCAGCUCAGCCAGUUUGAUGAUGAACUUUACAAGGUAUGAUGCAUUUCAAACAAAUUCUCCUUCCAUUUCUAUUGCAGGAUAGGGCAGAUGUACACAUUUUUUUCAUGCCUCUUAGUUGACUUCAACCUCCCGAAGUCUGCCGUCGAUUCAUUUCUUUCCAACUCUCUUUCCCCUCCUUGCCUCUUUUGACUUCACCCUUUCCCAGUCCCCUCCUACUCACAAGGCAGGCAAUACGCUUGACCUCAUAUUUAUUAGAGGGUGUUCGCCUACUAAUCUCACUGCAACCCCCCUCCAGGUCUCUGAUCACUACUUUGUUUCCUUUUCUGUCUCCCUUUCCUCCAACCCAACACUACCCAGAUGGUCAUGUGCCAUUGCAAUCUUCACUCUCUCUCUCUCUCUCUCUCUCCCACUAGUCUCUUCUCCUGUCCUCUUCUAUCAUAUCAUCUCUCCCUUCUGCUAAAUCCUUCUCCCUCCUGUUUCCUGAUUCUGCCUCUUCAACCCUACUCUCCCCCUUUCCUCAUACUAUGACUUGCACUGUCCCCUUUCCUCCCGGACGGCUAGGCCCUCCUGCUCCGUGGCUGAGUGACUCAUUGCGAACUUACAGAACCGAGCUGCGGGCAGCUGAGUGAAAAUGGAGGAAAACUAAACUUCCAGAGGACCUAUCAACCUUCCACACCCUCCUCUCUACCUUCUCUUCCUCUGUAUCGGCUGCUAAAGCCACUUUCUAUCACUCAAAAUGUCAAGCUUCUGCCUCUAACCCUAGGAAACUAUUUUCCACUUUCUCCUCCGCUCCUCAUUCACUCAGCCUAUUGAGUCCACUGGUCCCACUCUCACAGAACUACCCUACGCCUUGACUUCUUUCUUCCCUCUCUCUCCAUAUGAAAUCCUGCGACUAGUGAGGUCUGGUCGCCCGACAACUGCCCGCUCGACCCCAUCCCCUCCUCCCUUCGCCAGACCAUCUAUGGAGACCUUCUCACUUCCCUCAUCAACUCAUCCCUGACCACUGGCUGUGUCCCCUUUGUCUUCAAAAUGGCCCAAGUCGCUCCCCUCCUCAAGAAACCAACUCCUCUGACGUCAACUACAGACUUUUUUCCUUUUCUUUCCAAAACACUUGUGCGUGCUGUCUGUGACCAACUCUCUCGCUAUCUUUCUCAGAAUGAUCUUCAUGACCCUAACCAGUCAGGCUUAAAGACGGUUCACUCAACCGAGACUGCUCUUCUUUGUGUCACGGAGGCUCGCCGCACUGCCAAAGCUGACUCUCUGUUCUCAUCCUCCUAGAUCUAUCUGCUGCCUUCGACACUGAACCAUCAGAUCCUCCUCUCCACCCUCUCAGGGCUGGGCGUCUCAGGCUCUGCACACUCUUGGAUUGCAUUGUACCUGGCAGGCCUCUCCUACCAAGUGAUGUGGAGAGGAUCUGUGUCUGCACCAUCUACUCUCACGACUGGUGUCCCCCAGGGCUCAGUUCUAGGCCGUCUUCUUUCUAUACACCAAGUCAGUUACUCGGCUCAAUCAUAUCCUCACAUGGUCUCUCCUAUCAUUGCUAUGCCGAUGACACUCAGCUACUUUUCUCCUUCCCCCACUUCUGACACCCAGGUGGCAUCAUGCAUCUCUGCAUGCCUGGCAGAUAUCUCAGCUUGGAUGUCGGCCCACCACCUCAAGCUCAACCUCGACAAGACGGAGCUGCUCUUCCUCUCUGGGAAGGUCUGCCCGCUCAAAGACCUCUCCAUCACGGUUGACAGAGUUUCCACGGUUUCCCCCUCCCAGAGUGCAAAGAACCUUGGCGUGACCCUGACAACACCCUGUCGUUCUCUGCAAACGUCAAAGCAGUGACUCGCUCCUGCAGGUUCAUGCUCUACAACAGGGUUGCCCAACCCUGUUCCUGGAGAGUUACCCUCCUGUAGAUUUUCGCUCAAACCCCAGGUGUUACUAACCUGAUUUCAUCUUAUCAACCUGCUAAUUAUUAGAAUCAGGUGUGCUAGAUUAGGGUUGGAGCAAAAACCUACAGGACGGUAGCUAUCCAGGAACAGGGUUGGGCAGUCCUGGUCUACAACAUCCGUAGAGUACGACCCUACCUCACAUCCUACUGCAACUCACUGUUGGCUGGGCUCCCCGCUUGUGCCAUGAAACCCCUGCAAUUUAUCCAGAACGCUGCAGCCCACCUGGUGUUCAACCUUCCCAAGAUCUCCCAUGUUACCUCACUCCUGGCUUCCAGUUGAAGCUCGCAUCCACUGCAAGACCAUGGUACUUGCCUACGGAGCUGCAAGAGGAAUAUAAUCUAUGCCAUUUAGCAAACGCUUUUAUCCAAAGCAACUUACAGUCAUGCGUGCAUACAUUUUUGUGUAUGGGUGGUCCCGGGGAUCGAACCCACUACCCUGGCGGUAUAAGCGCCGUGCUCUACCAGCUGAGCUACAGAGGACCACAGGAACUGCCCCUCCCUACCAUCAGGCUAUGCUCAAACCCUACACCUCAACCCGAGCACUCCGUUCUGCCACCUCUGGUCUCUUGGCUCUUUUACUUACUGUGAUAUGUGGUUGGCCCACUUGGCUAUCUUAAGAUGAAUGCACUAACUGUAAGUCGCUCUGGAUAAGUGUGCUAAAUGACCAACAAAAUAUGCUGAUGUGGGUGUUUUUUUCGUAAAUUAUUCACUCUGUAACCUCUCAGGUGAUUGGGAAGAGCAGUGAGAAGUCUGAGGACACGGCCAUUGACGAGAAGUACCUGAUUGCUACCUCGGAGCAACCUAUUGCAGCCUUCCUGAGAGACGAGUGGUUGAAGCCAGAGGAGCUGCCCAUGCGCUACGCUGGUCUCUCCACCUGCUUCAGACAGGAAGUGGGCUCCCACGGCCGUGACACCCGAGGCAUCUUCAGGGUGCACCAGUUUGAGAAGGUCCGUGUACAUUUUCUUAAAGUAGACAUGGUCAAUGUAGAAAAGGCCACAGCUUUGUUGGAAUACAUUGCAUUUUAUAGGCCUAAUUGAAGAAGUCCUGUUAUUGAUAAUUUACAGAACAUGUCAAGCAAUGCACAUUUUUCAGAACAGACCUUUGUUUUUGUUAGGGCCUCUGCUAAUGAUUGUCAAAUACUAAUCAACUCUCUCCAUUCAGAUUGAGCAGUUUGUUUUUGCCUCUCCUCAUGACAACAAGUCCUGGGAGAUGAUGGAUGAGAUGAUUGGGACUGCUGAGGAGUUCUACCAGACGCUAGGGAUCCCCUACCGCAUCGUCAACAUAGUCUCAGGUAGGUCCUGCCCAACAAACCUGUUCCUCUCUGGGCAAUUCCAUACGAGAUUGGCCCCAAAAUAUUUAUGAUGUUUUGGAUCUUCCUGAAAUUAAAUCCAUAGAAAGGUCCUUUGGGGGAAGGAUGCUUGGCAGACCUUUUGAAGUCUGUAUCCAAAAUGAUUAUUGAGAAAUAAUUUAUUAACGUCUUGGAAAUGUGACAUUUUGACCAUACCCAGGCCUUCUGUGAGACACUACAACAAUGAGUGUAGAUGCUAUAAAGCCAGUCAUGCUGGCAUUUGAAACCUUACUGUGUGCACUGAAAUAUAAGUUUAGAUCAAUAAUACAAUUUCUUUACCCACUCAUGACAAUAACCAUAACUCAUACAAGUUAACUUGACGUUUAAUAACAACCUUCACAUAGUAUGGUAUUACAAUUACCUUUAUUCUGCGUGAUUUACGUUAGACACAUAAUGGACAUUUCCCAUGGGAGCAGUCUUACUAGCCACAUGUCUGUCUGAGCCUCGGUGUCUGUCUGCUCCCACCCAGGUGCUCUGAACCAUGCAGCCAGUAAGAAGUUGGACUUGGAGGCCUGGUUCCCAGGGUCCGCAGCCUUCAGAGAGCUGGUCUCCUGCUCCAACUGUUUAGACUACCAGGCUCGUAGGCUGCGUAUCCGCUACGGACAGACCAAAAAGAUGAUGGACAAGGUCAGAGUACCCAGUAUUUCCAUAGAAAACCCUCCCAUUAUAAAAUUGAUAGUUCUGGAUUUGCUUCCAUAAUCAAAAAGUCACAGUUGAAUGGAGUAUUUGAACCAGUUUUCACAUGACUCUUCCUGUGUUCUUUAGGCCGACUAUGUGCACAUGCUCAACGCGACCAUGUGUGCCACCACACGUGUAAUGUGUGCUAUCCUGGAGACGUACCAGACUGAAGAAGGUAUCAUUAUUCCAGAGGUACUCCGGAACUUCAUGCCUCCAGGUGAGCCACAGUAUUUUUUACAGGUUUUGUGAAGGGGCAUGCAAUACUUGUGCCAUAUGCAUGGAAGGUGGUGAGAAAGAAACAACCUUUUCAUGAUCGCAGAGUACUUAUUUUUUAAAAUAGAUUUGCUUUAAUGCGUGUUGCCAUGAAAGCAGUUUGUGUGUGUAUACUGACUGUGUACAUUUUCAUUCCUCUUCUGUACAUUUUCUUAGGUAUGACAGAGAUGCUGAAGUUUGUAAAGCCUGCCCCUAUUGACGUGGAGAUGUCCAAGAAGCAGAAGAAACAGCAGGAUGGAGGGAAGAAGAAGAAGCAGGGAAGUGGAGACCAGCUCCAGCACCAAGUGGAGAACAUGUCUGUCAACGAUUCC
Messenger RNA from Coregonus sp. 'balchen', 8131 nucleotides. NCBI's taxonomy places the organism in Eukaryota, Metazoa, Chordata, Actinopteri, Salmoniformes, Salmonidae. The record is from the annotation of a GenBank genome assembly.